Messenger RNA from Menidia menidia (Atlantic silverside), 2722 nucleotides. The record is from the annotation of a GenBank genome assembly. NCBI's taxonomy places the organism in Eukaryota, Metazoa, Chordata, Actinopteri, Atheriniformes, Atherinopsidae.
AUGUCUUCAGCGUGCAUGUUUCGCCCCUCAUACAAAAGGCGUUCCGAGGAGGAAGUGGAUAUGGACAAGGUGACUGCCGCCAUGGUCCUGACGAGUCUGUCCACCAGCCCGCUGGUUCGGAGUCCGCCCGUCAAAGUCAGCGAUGGACUAAGUGGCUCAUGGAAGGACAAUGGCUCGGCCGGUCCUUUCACCCCUUCCAGCAACAGCUCCUCGGGGGGCUACUGGAGCUGGUCGGCUCCCAGCGACCAGUCCAAUCCGUCCACGCCGUCGCCGCCGCUCUCGGCCGACAGCUUCAAGCCCUUCCGAGUGCCCAGCCUGGGCGGCGUGGGGACGGGCCCCGCGGGACCCGAGGACCCCAGUCUAGACGAGCAGGACGGCAGCAGCCUGCUCUUCGACGAGCCCAUCCCGCGCAAGCGCAAGAACUCCAUGAAGGUGAUGUUCAAGUGCCUGUGGAAGAAUUGUGGCAAAGUGCUGAGUACCACCGCCGGCAUUCAGAGACACAUCCGCACCAUCCACCUGGGGCGUAACUGCGACUCGGACUGCAGCGACGGCGAGGAGGACUUCUACUACACAGAGAUCAAGCUCAACACGGACUCCGUGGCAGACGGGCUGAGCAGCCUGUCCCCCGCCUCGCCAUCCGUGCUCUCUCCCCCGCCCCCUCCCCCGUCUCCCCACCCGCCCCUCAGCCAGGCGCCGGACCCCCACCGACCCCCGCAGCCCUCCGACGCCAAGGAGCCCCACGCCGGCGGCACCACCCCGCUCAGCCGCUCGGCGCCCAGCGCGCUCUACCUCGUCCACACGGACCACGCCUACCAGGCCACAGCUCCAGUGUCAAUCCCAUCCAACGGCAACAACUCGGUGGGCUCUCCCUCCACCAGCUUCACCCCCACCAACAGCUCCAGCUUCAGCAUCUCCUGGCAGUCGCCUCCCGUCACUUUCACAGGGAACACGGUUUCUCCCAGUAAAAGCCAGGGAUUUGGAGAGCAGCGGUCGCACACCAUCGCUGUGCUUUCUUCUCCUCCGAGAGCCACCGCUGCCCUCAGUCGCAAAGUGCGCGGCGAGGGGAAGAAGUGCCGCAAGGUGUACGGGAUGGAGAACCGCGACAUGUGGUGCACCGCCUGCCGCUGGAAAAAAGCCUGCCAGAGAUUCACCGACUGAAGGCCCCCCGACAGACCCAACGGGCAGCGCCCUCGUCGGCCAGAGGGGGGGCCCAGGGGGUCAUUCUGCAUGCAUUUGGUUCUCCUCAGCUAUCCGCUAUGGUCCCCCCCCCCGCCCCCCCUCCUUUUAAUCACCCCCGUCCUAGUCCACCGAAUCAUUCCAGCAAAGCAAGCGAAGGAGUCGCUUUUUAUAUUGCCGUCCUGGAUUGCUCCUACUGCCUCACUACCCCCCCUCGUUCCCACUUGUGGGAAGCCCUAGUGCAGCUAAAUGGUGUAAAAAUAGAUUUCUGCUUUUUUCUUUUUUUCUUUUUUUUGUGUACUGGUUCAGUGUUGCAUCUCUUUCUAUUUUGUGAAGCUCUGUUUUUUUUAAAUGGGAAGUCUUGUCAAAGCAGAGGUCCAGAAAAAAAAGCUUGUUUGUGUUUGUAAAAAAAACAAAAAACACUUUUAUAAACCCAAAACUGGAGUUGGGCCUGUUGAACAUUAUGAGAGAACGAGGUGAGGCUUUUAUGUUUGUUGUUUUAUUAUUAUUUUUUUGCUUCUUUGCUCUCCCCUCAACUUGAUCAUGUCUUUGUUUAAAUUCUGGACUGUUCGGGGUGAACUUUCAGCGCCCUCAUCACGCUUCUCCUCCACGCUUCUCCUCCACCCUCAGUGCCCCCCUCCCCCCUUUUAAAGGGAAUGUCGCGCAGGCUGAGGGGUCAUCACAAGGAGGAAGAGAGACCCACGGGUGAAUGAUCAAUGCAAAAAAACAGAUGCAGUUUACCGUCAGGGAAAGCAGGUGGACCAUACCGCACACAAUGCAGCAGCAUUCACAGACACGAGGGACUCCACGCAAAGGAUCGUGUCCCUUUUUAUCCAGUUUCGUCAGGGAUGGGAUUGUGAAGAAAGCAAAAACCAGCAGCUUGGACUCGGGUUUGUUUAUUCUGUUUUUUUUACUAUAUGCAGCACUAUCUCAGCAGCUUCUCCUUCAAUACAUCAGACAACUUUGCAACCAAAAGCGUCUUUGAUUUGGAUGUUUUGUCAAGGUGCCAUUUUUGUUUGCUUCUAUUCCCUCUUGUUGUCGGGAGACCACGGUGACACCACUGGAAAUUAACAGCCGGCGACGCCACGAAAGGAUGGAAACGUCUGGAGAGUCAGAUAGGCCUCGUCCCACAAGUCCUCGCCCACCGUUCCCAAGGAAAACCGGACACAAAAAAUGGUUCCUUUGUUUACAAAUGCCAGAGGUGUGUUAACCAGAAGGUGAGGGCCGAAGAACCAAAAGUGUCUGUGUGCUUAUAAACCACUAUCUUCACUCUAUCCAGUAAUAAUUACAGUCCAUUUUCCUCCAUGCCUCCUUCUCCAACCAUUUCUUUUCCUUUAUGGAGAAGAGUGGGGAGGAAGUUGGAAGCUGGGAUGGGGUCACUCUCUGUGGUCACUCUGCAAACUUCUGGCUUGAGCUUUCCCCAUGAAUUUUCCCUCUUUUUUUUUCUCUUUGUGUGUUUCAUACGAAUGCGUUCUUUUGAAUCUCAGCCUCCUUGUUUACUCCAAAGACGGGAAACAAAACGAUACAGCUUCAAAGUUUACAAAAA